GGGGGGAGGGAGGGCGGCGCGCUUGCCAGAUCUGCGGCCCCGCCGGCGGCGGGCCGCCAUUUCCCGUCGCUCCGCAUUGGAUCAGGUUCUGGUUAUCCUCCAAAAGUGAGCUUGGGUUUCAUAGCUGCUCCCCUUUGUAGGGGAAGCUACUGCAGUCUUCAGCUUCCUGAUUUAUUGUUGCUUUCUGGUACCCUUAAGCUAUUGUUCAAGAUGUCUGUUGUCGCCUGAUGAUUGCUGCUGUGACAUCUCUCUCGCACCCUAGCACCACGUCAUCUGCGGAAUUUGACGGGCGCAGGAGCGAGGAGAGGCGUAAGAAGGGCCUCAUUGUUGCAGCUGCCUCUGGUGCAUUUGCCUCCAUUCCUUUGUCAUCGUUAGCCAUGUCUCGCAAUUUGGAGAGCCCAGUUCAGACCCAGAUGGCAGUUUCAGCCUUGAACCGUGCUCUCAGCAGUGAGUACCCUUCGAAAAGUAGAAGUGAAGGCAGAGCUAGCGGUUGGAAGCGUAUUUUUGUCCAAACUGACACUGGCUGUGUCCUGGCUGUUCAAUUAGAUCGAGGUGACAAUGCACACACGGUCAAAAGAAAGCUGCAGCUUGCCCUGAAUGUUCCCACGGAAGAGAGUUCUCUGACAUUUGGUGACCGUGUUCUUAAGAAUGAUCUCAGCACUAUCCGGAAUGAUUCUCCAUUGCUUCUAACCAAGACUUUCAUGCAUCGAAGUUCCUCGACACCAUGCUUGUCUCCUACUGGCAAGGAUGUUCAGCAGCAACGGGAUAGGGGUGGUCCUAUUGAACUGUUAGUUUGCCCAAGCCGUUGUUCUCGGACAAAGCAGCUUGUGAAGGAUGUUGCUAGGGCUAUAAGAAAUGGGGUGGAUCCAAUACCUGUCAAUAGUGGGCUUGGUGGCGCCUACUAUUUCAAAAACAGCAAAGGUGAUAAUACUGCCAUUGUGAAGCCAAAUGACGAGGAGCCAUUUGCACCCAAUAAUCCAAAAGGUUUUACAGGGAAAGCCCUUGGACAGCCAGGCCUUAAAAGAUCAGUUCGAGUUGGUGAGACUGGUUUUAGAGAGGUUGCUGCCUACCUUCUGGAUCAUGAUAACUCUGCUAAUGUCCCACCUACGGUUCUUGUUAAGAUCUCUCAUCCUGUAUUUAAUGUGAAUGAAUGUGUCAACUCAGCCAACAAGAUGGCUUCUCAGGACUAUCCAGGGGCUGUAAGCAAGAUCGCAUCAUUUCAGCAGUUCAUUCCUCAUGAUUUUGACGCCAGUGACCAUGGGACUUCAAGCUUUCCUGUCUCUGCUGUUCAUAGGAUUGGUAUUCUUGACAUCAGAAUCUUCAACACUGACAGGCAUGCUGGAAAUCUUCUGGUCAGGAAGCUGACUGGAGCAGGAAAGUUUGGGAAUCAGACUCAGCUGAUUCCUAUUGAUCAUGGUCUCUGCCUUCCCGAGUGCUUGGAGGAUCCUUAUUUUGAAUGGAUCCAUUGGCCACAGGCAUCAAUCCCGUUCUCUGAUGAUGAACUUGAGUACAUAGCUAAUCUUGACCCAAUGAGAGAUGCUGACAUGCUUCGUAUGGAGCUGCCUAUGAUCCGUGAGGCAUGCCUUAGAGUACUAAUACUCUCAACCAUAUUUCUGAAAGAAGCCACAUCUUUUGGUCUUUGCCUUGCAGAGAUUGGUGAGAUGAUGAGCAGGGAAUUUACUGGGAUGGAAGAUCAGCCAAGUGAGUUAGAGGUUGUCUGUAUGGAAGCAAGGAGACUAACAAUGGAACGUGAAGAGAGCUCCACUGAAAAUGAGCCCGGUGAUGAGGAUGCAACUCAAUUUGAACUUGAUUGUGAAGAUGAUCAUGAAAUUCCAAAGGCACAACCAGCUUAUCAUUUUGAACUUAAGGGAGGGAGCUCAAGAAACCCACUGUCUAAACUGGAUGAAGCCACUGAAGAAGAGGAAUAUGACAUUGAGGAGGAAGAAAGCAAUGCAGAAAAGUUAGGUUACCCACAAGCUGUCAAUAAAUGGCUUCCUAACAUUUCGAAGCUAUCAACCUCACUGAAUGGUGUCCGUCUCAGUGACAAAAUCCAGCGUCAGCUGCCCGCUGCUCCGAUGGUUGCUGAUUCCAUGAAAACUUCUGAUGGCAACAACAGUCACAGUGGCUCCCAAGUUGGUAACUGGAGGAGUGCAAACGAGCAGCUUCCAACAAGUGCGAGCUUCGUCAAGCUAGCUGACAUGGGAGCAGAGACAUGGGUGCUGUUCCUCGAGAAGUUCCAGGAGCUGCUUCCUGGGGCAUUCCGCUCUCGCAAGUGCGGCACCACAGGGCAAAGGGCAAGGCAGAGGCUUGGCACUUCUUGCCAGUUUUGAGGUAGUGCAGGAUUAGGGAGGUGAAUGCCUUGUUUGGCUGCUGCUGUUUGCUGUGGCUUUCUUGUAGGUGUUAAGCUAUGCAGCUGUAGAAUAAAGCCAUCCUUUUACAGGCUUGCAAUAGGGUUUGAGCAACUGAUAUCGCCUGUGCCAGAGGUCCAUUGUGUGAUGAUGGCCUUUUUCUGUACAUAGUGUUUUUUUCAUCUUUCUUUUCUAGUUAGACAUGAGUUUGCUUGAAGGAAGCUGGGAUGUGAUGCCUGCCCAGUUAUUGGCCGCCCAGUUCCUCCACUCAUGAUAUGCAUUCAAAGAUGUCAUUCAAAUAAACAUUUGAAAAGGUUUCUGAUGUGAUCAUUUAACAUUUGUUCAGUUUCAGAGUACUGUUAAAGCUC
Molecule: messenger RNA, 2716 nt
Organism: Oryza brachyantha (malo sina)
Lineage: Eukaryota; Viridiplantae; Streptophyta; Magnoliopsida; Poales; Poaceae
Product: phosphatidylinositol 4-kinase gamma 5-like
Exons: 2
Coding region: 228-2330 (700 amino acids)
Source: RefSeq, a predicted model, not a curated record